Molecule: messenger RNA, 901 nt
Organism: Hyaena hyaena (striped hyena)
Lineage: Eukaryota; Metazoa; Chordata; Mammalia; Carnivora; Hyaenidae
Gene: POU1F1
Product: POU class 1 homeobox 1
Exons: 6
Coding region: 26-901 (291 amino acids)
Biological process (GO): regulation of transcription by RNA polymerase II
Molecular function (GO): DNA-binding transcription factor activity, RNA polymerase II-specific; RNA polymerase II cis-regulatory region sequence-specific DNA binding
Source: RefSeq, a predicted model, not a curated record
CUCAUUUUUCUACUCUCUUGUGGGAAUGAGUUGCCAACCUUUUACUUCAGCUGACACCUUUAUACCUCUGAAUUCCGAGUCUUCUGCAACUCUGCCUCUGAUAAUGCAUCACAGCGCUGCUGAGUGCCUCCCGGUCUCCAACCACGCCACCAACGUGAUGUCUACAGCAACAGGACUUCAUUAUUCUGUUCCUUCCUGUCAUUAUGGAAACCAGCCAUCGACAUAUGGAGUGAUGGCAGGUAGCUUAACGCCUUGUCUUUACAAGUUUCCUGACCAUACCUUGAGUCAUGGCUUUCCUCCCAUGCACCAGCCUCUCUUGGCAGAAGACCCAACCGUCGCUGAUUUCAAGCAGGAACUCAGGCGGAAAAGUAAAUUGGUUGAAGAGCCGAUAGACAUGGAUUCUCCAGAAAUCCGAGAACUUGAGAAGUUUGCUAAUGAAUUUAAAGUGAGAAGAAUUAAGUUAGGAUACACCCAAACCAACGUUGGGGAAGCCCUGGCAGCAGUGCAUGGCUCCGAAUUCAGUCAAACGACUAUCUGCCGAUUUGAAAACCUGCAGCUCAGCUUUAAAAAUGCCUGCAAACUAAAAGCAAUAUUAUCGAAAUGGCUGGAGGAAGCAGAGCAAGUUGGAGCUUUAUACAAUGAAAAAGUGGGAGCAAAUGAAAGGAAAAGGAAGCGAAGAACAACUAUAAGUAUCGCUGCUAAAGAUGCACUGGAGAGACACUUUGGAGAACAGAAUAAACCUUCCUCUCAAGAGAUCAUGCGAAUGGCUGAAGAACUGAAUCUUGAGAAAGAAGUAGUAAGAGUUUGGUUUUGCAAUAGAAGGCAGAGAGAAAAACGGGUGAAAACAAGUCUGAAUCAGAGUUUAUUUACUAUUUCUAAGGAGCAUCUUGAAUGCAGAUAA